UGGUAUAAAACCGGGCAUCCAGCAGGGAUCGCUUCCAAAACACCAAACACUCCCGAUUCUGUCCGUCCGUCCGUCCGUCUCGCACCGCUGCCGCCAUGUUUGUCGCUCCUCCGGGCUACCAGCCUGUCUACGGUCCUAGAGUCCCCUAUUUGGGGCCCAUUCAUGGAGGCCUGAGGGAAGGCGUGUCCAUCUACAUCCAGGGGUCCAUUCCUGAGAACAUUACCAGGUUCUUCGUCAACCUGCUCUGUGGAGAGUCCGAGUCCAGUGACAUCGCCCUUCACUUCAACCCUCGUUUCGACGGCUGGGACAAGGUGGUGUUCAACUCCUGUCAGGAUGGAUCCUGGGGGUCUGAGGACAAGAUCCGCAGCAUGCCCUUCUGCAAGGGCCAGGCCUUUGAGAUGGUCAUCAUUGUCACUUCACAGGGCUACCAGAUCAAAGUCAAUGGGAAUGACUUCCACACUUUCCAACACCGCCUCCCUGUGGAGAGAAUCCGUGCAAUGCAGAUUAAUGGAGACGUUUGCCUGCAGACGAUUAACAUCAUAGGGGGAGGAGGAAUGGGAGGAGGAAUGGGAGGAGGAUAUCCAGGCGGUGGCAUGGGGGGAGGAUACCCAGGAGGCAUGGGAGGAGGAAUGGGAGGAGGCAUGGGAGGAGGUUAUCCAGGAGGCGGUAUGGGGGGAGGCGUGGGAGGUGGUAUGGAGGGAGGAUUCCCGGGAUCAGGCCUGCCGGGAAUGGGCGGGCAGCCGGUCUACAACCCUAUGGUGCCGUACUCCAAUAUGAUCCCAGGAGGGAUGUACCCUAAGAGGACCAUUAUCAUCAGAGGCAUGCUGCCCUACGGAGCAGACAGAAUAAGCAUCAACUUCGUGGUGAGCAGAUCCCGGGACAUCGCCUUCCACAUGAACCCCCGGGUGAGGGAGGGGGUCGUGGUGAGGAACAGCUUCAUCGGAGGCGAUUGGGGCCAGGAGGACAGAGAGCUCAGCAUGAACCCUUUCGCCGAGGGACAGUACUUCGACAUGUCCAUCCGCUGCGGGAACCAGAGGUUCAAGGUGUUUGUGAACGGGCAGCACCUGUUUGACUUCUUCCACCGCCUGCAGUCCUUCAACGAGAUCGACAGGCUGGAGAUAGAAGGCGAUCUGCAGAUCUCCUACAUCCACUUCUGAGACCACACGCUGCAGGACACGCACAUUCUGUAUAUUCCACACAUGAUGACCGCCCAAAAGGAUAUGUCAGCGUGCUGUUUGAUCAUUGAUGUUCACUAUUUAGCUCGUCAUCGGCUGUAUUGAAUCAAUAAACAUGAACGAACACCUGAUGUGGAUG
Pungitius pungitius (ninespine stickleback) is the source of this 1314-nucleotide messenger RNA. Its product is annotated as galectin-6-like. Gene Ontology annotation, molecular function: carbohydrate binding. NCBI's taxonomy places the organism in Eukaryota, Metazoa, Chordata, Actinopteri, Perciformes, Gasterosteidae. The transcript has 14 exons. The record is from RefSeq and is a predicted model, not a curated record. The coding region runs from base 96 to 1157 and encodes 353 amino acids.